AUGAUCACAGCCAUCCAGAGGAAUGGUGUCCAUAUCCGUCACCUCGUCUGUUCACCCGACAGCAAUACCAUCCUGCGCCAAAUCACGCCUCAAUGCUCGGCAGUCGAGACUCUCGUCUUGGGCAAGAUCACCCCCGAGGUCCUGCCUAUCCUCCGGCUCUGCCGUAACACUCUCACACGCCUCGAAAUGACCCCAAACCCUCACUCCAAUUCAACAGCCACGCUCACCCAGACCUAUCAGCGAUCACUCUCCGUCCUCGGAUACAGUCAGGUCCUCCCGCGAUCCGAAACUACCGCUCUUCUUAGUGCUAUCCUCGACCUGCCACAUCUUGAUCAUCUGGUCCUUGACUACCUCGGACUCCGGGAUCCGGCACAAGUUUUGUCGUUUUUUGAUUAUUGCAAGAGACUAUCGACCCUCGAGCUUCACAACAAUGCUGUUCUCGUACAGGCACCGCACGAUAUAGAGCUCGGCUGUCUGCGGUCACUCUCAUUGAUCGACAGCUCCAUGCCGCUGGCGGAUCAAAUGUUGCUUUUCCUACAGUGUCCAAAUGUGGAUCAUGUCAUCUGGAGGAAAGAUGAGGCGGCGAUCCCGAUCCAAGCUUUGAGUCGAACCUGGAGCAGCGGACUACGACCUUUGAAACUUUUGGAUGUCGCUAAUGUGAAAGUACCGGACGAGGGUCUGGCAGAGGCGUUGGCUCAUUUCCCACGACUUGAGCAAUUCAUUGCACGAGACACGCUCUUUGGUUCUCUUUCGAAACAGGCUAUUGUUGACGCCAUGCGAUCUACACUGGAGGUAUUGGAUCUGGUUGACAGCCCAGCAGCUACAUCGGAGGUUGUGACAGAGAUCAUGUCGCUGUGCUGGUCCCUCAAGAGCAUCAGCGCCGACAGCUUGCGAGUUCUGGAUGUUUUGGAGAACAAGUGGGUCUGUGGCGAUUUGGAAGAACUGCGGGUCGUUUUUAUUGGACCUUCUGUGAUGUCCAAGGCUGCGACCCAGUUGGCGAUCUACAACCGGCUCGCAACCCUGAAACGACUGAGACUGUUGAGUUUGGGCAGGCAUGGGUCUACAUCGAGAUGGUCUGUCCGGUCGAUCUUGGACUUGAGUCUCAACCAUGGACUCGGUUUGUUGGCACCGUUAACAGAGCUGCGAGAAUUUGAUUUCUGUCAGAUGUAUCACAGCAUUGGGAUGGAUGAGGUCAAGUUUAUGCUCAAGAGUUGGCCAAGACUGGAAGUGAUGCAUGGGAUCCUGAGCACGGACAGGGACCGCACAGCUUUCAUGGAGAGCUAUAUUCAGCAUGUUCGACCUAGUGUUAGUGUCAAGCAUAACUUGAAGUACCAACGCGCUUCAGGGCGCGAUUGA
Molecule: messenger RNA, 1356 nt
Organism: Linnemannia hyalina
Lineage: Eukaryota; Fungi; Mortierellomycota; Mortierellomycetes; Mortierellales; Mortierellaceae
Source: the annotation of a GenBank genome assembly